Cokeromyces recurvatus is the source of this 1321-nucleotide messenger RNA. RefSeq names its product tubulin-tyrosine ligase family-domain-containing protein. Gene Ontology annotation, cellular component: P-body. NCBI's taxonomy places the organism in Eukaryota, Fungi, Mucoromycota, Mucoromycetes, Mucorales, Mucoraceae. Gene Ontology annotation, biological process: protein modification process. Bases 90 to 1295 code for a protein of 401 amino acids. The transcript is spliced from 2 exons. The record is from RefSeq and is a predicted model, not a curated record.
UUUUUUUAUCUUUAUUUUUUAUCUUUAUUUUUUAUUUUUUUUUUUUUUUGAUUCCUUUUUUUUUUCUCUUAGUAUUUGUUUAAAAAAAAAUGUUGUCCUUAAAAGCUCAGGUUCAUUUAGAUGAACCUUAUACUCAUAGAGCUGUGAUAAGAGCGCUUGAAAAUUCUUCAAAAAUCAAUUGGACCAUUGAUGAAGAUGUACCUGAAGAUAAUGCUGAGAAACAAGUAGAUCCAUCAUCUAUGCAUCAACUUCAGUGGCUUGAAUAUGAAUUGAUCAAUUGGCAAAACUUGGCUAAAAACCCUCAACAAACACUAGCUAAUGCUUAUUGUAUUCGUAAAGGGUUAAUUCGUAAGUCACAAUUUGCUUAUAACGUAUCUAAAUACCUAUCAAAGAAUCCUACAAGUAUUUUGAAACAAGCUAUUCCCGAGACUUGGUUGUUUGAAUUAGAUCAUGUUGAUUAUUUUGAAGAAGCCAUGAAUGAGGUAUAUGAAGUUGAACGUGAUUUAAAUGAAGAAGGUAGCGAACACAUGUUUAUUAUUAAGCCUAGUAUGGCUAAUAAAGCAGCCGGUAUUAAAGUAUUUAAUUCACUUGAGCAGUUACGUGCUAUGUUUGAAGAGCCAGAAUCAGAUGAGGAGGAAGAAGAAGAAGAAGAAGAAGAAGAAGACGAUGGUCGAGAAGAUUUAUCACAAGUACGUGAGUGGGUUAUUCAACGUUAUAUUAAACAUCCUUUACUUGUUAAUGGACGUAAAUUUCACAUACGUGCCUAUGUGUUAGCCAAAUCCAACAUUCAAGUCUAUUUAUAUAAGCCCAUGUUAGCUCUAUUUGCUAUGAAACCCUAUAAUACGAGUAAUUUAGAAGAUAACUUGAUUCAUUUGACAAAUACAUGUAUUCAACAAGGAGAAGAAGGAUUUGAUGAAAAGGCGUCUGUAAAAUUAUUUUGGGAAUUAGAUUUACCAAAGAAGGAUUUAAAUCAUCUCUUUGAGCAAAUGAAACAUAUUUUAGCAGAUGUAUUUGAUGCUUGUACAAGUGAAAUGACGACUUUUCAAGCUAUGCCUAAUGCGUUUGAAUUAUUUGGAGUUGAUUUUCUUGUAGAUCAAGAAUUAAAUGUAUAUUUCCUAGAAGCCAAUGCAUUCCCAGAUUUCAAACAAACAGGCGAUAAAUUACAAUAUAUUAUUCAAGAAUUAUUUGAAGCAACUCAUCGUGUAGUAAUUGAACCUUACUUUACAGAUAGUCAAGAAGAAGUGAUAGAUGAAAAUUUAAUUAAAGUAUUUGAAAAGGAAUUAUUAGCUUUAUAGUUAAAUAAAUAGAAGAUUUUAUUUAA